UACGUCGCCUCGGAGAUCUCCAUUACGCUAGCAGCUAGCGUUGUAGGAGCUGCUCCGCAGACCAGCUAGCUCCAACGCUGCUUCCUCGCUUCGGGGAGGAAGAUUCUUGGGGAUCGUCUCAAUCGUCUCGCGUCUUCCACCGAGUCGUCGUUCUUUCGACAUCGCGGAGUUGCCCUGAGAUCCCAGGAGGCUCACUCACACCCACGCACAUCCUCCACGCCAUCUUCCGACCCCGACAUCUACCGCCGGCAAAUCCGCCCUCCAUGGCCUCCCGGAUUCUCAGCCGCGGUGUCCCGGAGACGACUCUGCGCUGUCGCGGACUCCGCGCUACCUGCCUAUGCGCCCACGGGAAGCCCUGCCGGCGCGUUCGGCGGCGUGCGGGUGGUUCGCGACGAGCCCGAGGAGAACGACGUGGGUGGGUGAUCGGCGGCGGGCCGGGCGGGUACGUGGCGGCUAUCAAAGCGGCGCAGCUCGGCAUGAAGGUCACGUGCGUCGAGAAGCGCGGCGCGGCGCUCGGCGGCACGUGCCUCAACGUGGGAUGGCAUUCCGUCCAAGGCCCUCUUGGAGUCGUCUCACAUGUACCACGAGGCGAAGCACUCGUUCGCGGCGCACGGCAUCAAGGUGGCCGGGGGUGGAGGUGGACCUGCCGGCCAUGAUGGCGCAGGAGAGCGCGGCCGUGGCGGGGCUGACCAAGGGUAUCGAGGGGCUGUUCAAGAAGAACAAGGUCACCUAUGUGAAGGGCCAUGGGAAGGUGGUGGGCCGCACGAGGUGGCCGUUGACCUGCUCGACUCGCCGGGGGAGACCAAGACCAUCGGCGCGCGGAACAUCAUUAUCGCCACGGGGUCGGACGUGCGGCCGCUGCCGGGGCUGCAGAUCGACGAGAAGAAGAUUGUGUCAUCCACGGGUGCGCUGAACCUGGACGCCGUGCCCAAGAAGCUCGUGGUGGUGGGCGGCGGGGUGAUCGGGCUGGAGCUGGGGUCGGUGUGGGGGCGGCUGGGCGCGCAGGUGACGGUGGUGGAGUUCAUGGACGGCAUCGGCGGGUACAUGGACAACGAGGUGCGCAGGGCGUUCCAGCGCACCCUGCAGAAGCAGGGCUUCAAGUUCAUGCUCUCCACCAAGGUCGUCUCCGCCGACGCCUCGGGCAGCGGCGUGGUGCUGGAGGUGGAGCCCGCCAAGGGCGGCGAGCGCACCAAGCUGGACGCGGACGUGGUGCUGGUGGCGACGGGGCGCGUGCCGUACACGGAGGGGCUGGGGCUGGAGGAGGCGGGCGUAAAGAAGGACACGGCGGGGCGCAUUGUGGUGGACGACAAGUUCCGGUCGUCCGUGCCGAGCGUGUUUGCCAUCGGGGACGCCAUCCCGGGGCCCAUGCUGGCGCACAAGGCGGAGGAGGACGGCAUCGCGUGCGUGGAGAACCUGGCGGGCAAGCACGGGCACGUCAACUACGGCACGGUACCGGGAUUAUUUACACGCACCCUGAGGUGGCCAUGGUGGGCAAGACGGAGGAGGAGGUGAAGGAGUCGGGUGUGGAGUACCGCGUGGGUAAAUUCCCCUUCAUGGCGAACAGCCGUGCGCGCACCAUCGGGGAUGCGGAGGGGCUGGUGAAGAUCAUCGCGGAGGCGGCGACGGACAAGGUGGUGGGCGUGCACAUCAUGGGGCCGAGUGCGGGCGAGCUGAUCAUGGAGUGCGUGCUCGCCAUGGAGUACGGCGCCAGCAGCGAGGACAUCGCCCGCACAUGCCACGGCCACCCCACUCUCAGUGAGGCGGUCAAGGAGGCGGCGCUCGCCACGCAUGGCAAGCCCAUCCACAUGUGAGGCGGGCAUAUGCCAACCGUCCCUGUCCCGGCAGUGAUAGCAUGGUUCCAGCUGUACCGGUACUAGGCUGGUAUUAUUCGUAACAAUACAUACCCGUUCACCUGGGCACGCCAUGUGCUAGUCAGGUCCUAAUCCAGUUCUAUCUGCUUGAAUUGCUUGUAGAUUUGUGAAGUACAGUUACCAAUCCAUC
Molecule: messenger RNA, 2001 nt
Organism: Closterium sp. NIES-67
Lineage: Eukaryota; Viridiplantae; Streptophyta; Zygnematophyceae; Desmidiales; Closteriaceae
Source: the annotation of a GenBank genome assembly